Cotesia glomerata is the source of this 1597-nucleotide messenger RNA. RefSeq names its product arrestin domain-containing protein 17-like. The coding region runs from base 152 to 1564 and encodes 470 amino acids. The record is from RefSeq and is a predicted model, not a curated record. The transcript is spliced from 6 exons. Gene Ontology annotation, biological process: protein transport. Lineage: Eukaryota; Metazoa; Arthropoda; Insecta; Hymenoptera; Braconidae. Gene Ontology annotation, cellular component: cytoplasm.
ACCAUUAUAACUAUUUGAAAACCGGUAAAAGUAGUAAAAGUACAUUUUUAGAAGGCACGUGUUUUUAACCCUCAAAAACAAAUUCUGUAUAAAUAAAGAAAAAAAAAAAACUAGUUUUAUUUUAGUGUUAAGAUACCUUUCAAAAACAAAUAUGACCUCGCUGUCAUUGAAUAUAUUCAAAAUAAAACUAGAUAAUCCAACAGCGACGUAUAAAUCAGGUGGAAUAAUAUCUGGUCAAAUAAUAAUCGAUCUUGCCAAAUUGCAAAAGUUAAAAGCUCUCAAAAUAAGAUUUAAAGGAGAAUGCAUAGUACGCUGGUCUCCUAAAGUAUUCAAAUUUAACUCUGAAGAUUUCUUCGGACAUGACUUGUAUUUUCGUGAAGAUAUUUGUUUAUUUGGAGAAAUUGGUGGAAAUGUUAUCGAACUACCCUCUGGACAUCAUAUUUAUCCAUUUUCAUAUGUUCUCCCUGAAAAUAUUCCCAACAGCUUUGAACACAGUAUCGGCUGUGUGAAAUACUCGAUAAAAGCAAUAAUGGACAGACCUUGGAGUGAUUAUAAAACAUCCAAAAUUUUUACUGUAGUAUCUCCAUCCGGAACGCAGUCAGAAAAAUGCGCAUCGGGUAUCAUUGAUCAUAAAUAUAUCAAGAAUUAUUCUUGUAUUUUUCCUUCUAUCAGUAACGGCAGUUUAAAUUACCGAAUUCAACUGCCAAAAGUAAUGUACUCGUUAGGUGAAAAUAUUCAAGCGAUCGUACAUCUUAACAAUAAGUCAAAUUCCGUUCAAGUUACUAAAAUUGAAAUGACCCUAGUACAGGAAUUAAAAUUUUAUUCGAGGAUACCGUAUGAAAAAUCAAUAUCUAAAAUAAAUUUAAUAAAAAAUACCUCACAAACAGGGCCAUUUGAUAAAAAAAGUAAUAUAACAAUAAAUAUGCGGGUACCAUUCAUUACUCCUUCGAAACUUCACCAUUGUAAGCUUAUCGACAUCAGUUAUCAAAUUUACAUUUUCAUUCAUAUUUCUGGACUCCAUCGAAAGAUUAAAAAAAUUUAUAAUAUUUUUAUUGAAAAAAAUCUUUCUCCUCAACAACCUUCGCCAAAUUCUGAUUUGUGUGGAGCUCUAUCAAACGACCCAUAUAUAACUCCUGCUGGAUGUAAUUUAGAAGAAACUUUGCCGUACUCUAACUAUCCAGCUCAACCAGUUAAUUCAACUCAGUAUCCCUCGGGAAAUAAUCAAAAUAUGAUCUACGAUGACCAGAUAGAUGUUCAGUACCCCUCAUCUAGCAGUACUCCUUACCUCGCACGAGCAAGUCCACAAAGAUUUUCACCAUGUAAUAAUAAUAGUCCUUUUUCUUCUCAACCUGAAUCGGAACGUCAAUAUCGACCAUCAAUAAUAAAUCCAAUAAAAAUUAAUGACAUUGGAUGUCUUGACACUGUUAAAUUUCCAACGCGUCAAAGUCCUCAGUGGCCGACACAGUUUGGCGAAACUCAGUAUCUGCAAACUACUAUUGCAAGUGAUUCUACAUCUAAUUAUUGUAUUCCACCAUCGUAUGAAACUGCAAUGACUCUUUUGUAGGACCUAAUUAAUUUAAAUAAUUUUUUAAACAAA